This is a messenger RNA of Microplitis mediator, 1002 nucleotides long. RefSeq lists its product as uncharacterized. The record is from RefSeq and is a predicted model, not a curated record. Lineage: Eukaryota; Metazoa; Arthropoda; Insecta; Hymenoptera; Braconidae. Bases 1 to 1002 code for a protein of 333 amino acids. The transcript is spliced from 2 exons.
AUGAGUGAUAAUUGCGGUUGUGGUAGAUAUGGAUGCACAUGUGUCGAUUAUAGUAUUGACAAUGUCACAGCAUCCAAUGACGAUUUUAUUUUACGAAUGAGACACUUGAAAUGCCGGGUAACUCGUCUGGUUCGCAAUCAAAUGAGAAAGAGUAUGUCAGAAUCACGUGAGACUAAUUAUUCAAGUUACCCCGCAAGCAGUAAGUCAUCGUCAAAGUCAGUAAAUAAUAAGGGAACUCAGUUGUCAUCCUCGUCCUCCAUAAAUCUACAUGGAAAUAAAUUAAUAGACCAUACAAAUACCCGACAACUAACUACAACUUCACAGGAAUAUACAACAGACUCUUCAAUACGUAAUUAUUCAACUUCAUCGGUGGAAGAAUCAAAACCCGCAGUUGUUCCUACACAACAGACAAAUCGUAAACAGCCAAUAGGUCAUUCAACUGUAAUUAAUCCCCCAGUUUCAACUCGAAUAAGUCGUGGCUCAGAUGUACAGAAAUCAUAUGUUCCUCACGAUAUUGAUGUAAUUCAUCCAGCAGCCAAAAUACUACCAAUACCAUCACCCACGACACAAUCUGUUGCAGUAGAAACACUUGCAAAUAUGUCUGAUUUAACAGAAUAUACUCCAUCAAAUUUCUAUCGGCACGAUAAUACGAUGGUGGAUUCUUCAACUCAAGCUACAACUCAAGUGACUACUUCAACUCAAGCAACAGAUUCAAUAAACAGAGCUACGUCUACUGCUAAAAUUCAAACAGACCUAAUAACAUCGACAACAACGACGAGAAAUACAACAACAUUUAUCGGAAUUAUUUAUGAUGGACUAAUAAGUAUUACAAGUUUUCUUUAUAGAAUUAAAAAAAUGAUUUUUAUGAUAUUGUUGAUGGGUUUGCUUCUGUGGGCGGCUGUGAUAUACGGAGCAAUACUCGGUGCAGCAAUUUGUACCAAAACCGGUGGAUAUCCUUUAUUUCAGAUCACAUUACCACCUUCCAAACCUGUUUUUUUCUAA